Molecule: messenger RNA, 1065 nt
Organism: Dentiscutata erythropus
Lineage: Eukaryota; Fungi; Glomeromycota; Glomeromycetes; Diversisporales; Gigasporaceae
Source: the annotation of a GenBank genome assembly
AUGACCCACCUUCUCAUUAUUCCGGAGUUGCUCGAAAACAUAUUUAGUUUCUUAGUCAAGGAUAAAACGCUCUAUCCAGCUUUAUUCGUCAAUCGCCUUUGGUAUUACUGCAGUGCACCAAUUUUAUGGAGACGCAUUGAAUUUUCCAUAGAAGAUAAUCAGCAAAGGCGAUGGGGUAAAAAUACAUCUGGACCUCUUUAUUGGCAAUUUAAAAAGUUUAAAAGAGUUAUGUGUGAAAAAAUAAAAUCUCACUAUUGCUCAAAAAUAAUAUAUCUUAAAUUGGCAGGUCUAAAAAUCUCGGAUGCAUUACUCAUUGCAAUUCUGCGUUCAUGUCCAGAUAUAAACUUUCUCAUUCUUGAUCGAAGUGAUGGUUUCAGUAAUAUACCAAUUAUGAAAAUCGCAAAAUAUUGUCUGAAACUAUUGCAUCUGAGUCUUGAUGCAUGUAAAGCUAUUACUGAUAAAUGCAUAUUUAAAAUAGCACGAUCUUGCCCAAAUUUAAAAUACAUAAGUCUCGCUUCUUUAUAUAGAGAUAGUAAUAUUUACAGUGAAUCUGUAAUUGAAAUAGCACGAUCUUGUCUCAAUCUAGUAUAUUUAAACCUCAAUGGACAACCUUUUAUUAAUAAUGAAUCAAUUUGUAUAAUUGCACGCUCAUGUGUAAAUCUCCAACAUCUAGACUUGUCUUUUAAUGAUAUAAUUACAGAUGAAGCUAUAUGCGCAAUUGCAACUGGCUGUCCAGAUAUGCGAAGUUAUUUUCUUGAAGAAUGUAAACAGAUUACCAAUAAAUCAAUCAAAAAAAUUGCACAGUUAAAUCAAAAUCUGCAAAAGCUUAUUCUCACUUCUUGUUAUGGAAUUACAAAUGAUGCUGUAUGCAAUAUAGUCCGUUCAUGUCCAAACAUUCAGAAUCUUAGUUUUCAAUAUAUUCAUAUCACUGAUAAAACGAUAUAUGAAAUUGCAUACCAUUGUUCCAAUUUGUCGGUUCUCAAUGUAAAGAAAUGCCCGUUUAUCUCUGAUAAAUCAAUCUACUUCCUAUUAAGCAAAAAACCGACACUAGACAUAGAUUGGUAA